Messenger RNA from Hirsutella rhossiliensis, 894 nucleotides. RefSeq names its product inositol monophosphatase family domain-containing protein. The coding region runs from base 1 to 894 and encodes 297 amino acids. The transcript is spliced from 3 exons. Gene Ontology annotation, molecular function: inositol monophosphate 1-phosphatase activity. The record is from RefSeq and is a predicted model, not a curated record. Gene Ontology annotation, biological process: signal transduction; inositol metabolic process; phosphatidylinositol phosphate biosynthetic process. Lineage: Eukaryota; Fungi; Ascomycota; Sordariomycetes; Hypocreales; Ophiocordycipitaceae.
AUGGCGGAUCUCAACCUCGAGGCGGUCCAUGACGAGAUGGUGACGCUGGCCUACGAGGCCGGACGCAUGAUCCUGGCGGCCAACCCGGCCAGCAUCGAUACCGGCACCAAGCUCAACUCCGUGGACAUUGUCACCGAGGUGGACCAAGCGGUCGAGAAGAUGGUCUCGACUCGCCUCUCCGCCGCCUUCCCCUCGGUUGCCUUUAUGGGUGAAGAGACGUACAAGCCCGGCACCAGGCUUGGCCCGGAGCCUACCUUUGUCGUCGAUCCCAUCGACGGCACGACCAACUUUGUCCACUCGGUGCCAAACGCUUGCACCUCGCUGGGCCUCGCCAUUGACCGCUCCCCCGUCGUUGGCGUCAUCUACAACCCGUGGCAAGAUCUCCUCUUCACGGCCAUCAAGGGCCGCGGCGCCUUCAUGACCCGCAUCAGAGGCACCGCUCCCCGGAAGCUACCGCUGGCCGAGACGCCGCGGCCGCUCGGGGGCCUCGGGACCGCGCUCCUCGGCGUCGAGUGGGGCUCCGGCCGGGACGGGCCCAACUUCGAUCUCAAGAUGGACGUCUUUCAGAAGCUGGCGAGGAGCAAGGAGACGGGGGGCGCCAUGGUGCAUUCGCUGCGGUCCAUGGGCUCCGCCGCGCUCAACAUCGCUGCCGUGGCCGCCGGCCAGCUCGACGCCUUCUGGGAAGGCGGGUGUUGGGCGUGGGAUGUGUGUGCCGGCUGGUGCAUCCUCAACGAGGCCGGUGGCAGGAUGGUGAGCGGCAACCCGGGCGGGUGGGACCCGGCGCUCGACGGGAGGGUGUAUCUCGCCGUCAGGGCGGCGCCCAAGGGCCAAGAGGAGCUGGUGCACGAGAUAUGGGACGUUAUCGGAGACCGUAAGAUGGAGUAUACGAUAUAA